CUUAUGAAUUUGCGAAUAUCUAGUCAACUCUUGAUAUGUUUGCCAGCGGAAAAUGUAAAAUAUGCUGUCAUCGAAUAUAAAAUGCAUAAUCCAGUUACAAGUUUAUGAUGGGUUAACAACAUUUCAUUAUUGCAGUAAUGGGGAGCCAAUGAGCAUUUUGAGAUCCAACCGGAGAAAUGUAGAGAGAAAAAUGCCAUACCGCGAGACAGUAUGCGUUUGGCUGCGAGCGAAAAGGAAAACCGAUUCAAGUCAGCACAACGUCUUUUCAUCGUAACCGUGCUCAAUGGUAGUUACGAAUCGUCAGUCGAAGCGAUACAAACGUUGGUGAAUCAAGCACAAACCGUCCGCGAAAAACAGCUCUUUGCUCGGUCUCAUGAAAAAUGGAAUGGAGUGAAACGAGUUUUUGAAAAAAUAAAGCCACACAUUGCAACUGAAGAAGUAAUUUCGCUUUACAGCAGCAGCAGUGCAGUGUCGCAGGAGAAAGCGAAAUUGUGAAAAAGUUUUUAUUUCAUGAAAAUGAAGUAAAGAUAUUAAAAAGAGAUUACAUGCGUAAUCAACGCAAUUUGGCGAACGACGAAUGAAGAAACAAAAAACUGGCCAGUCGUGGUACCGGAAUGGAAUAGAUGAAGAAAAAGAAGAAGAUCAGAAGAAAUUCGGAAAACCGCUGCAGUAGUAGGUCACUGAAUAUGUAAUAAAUAACGUCACUGGAAAAUCUAGAACCAAUCGAUUGAAACGUUUGCUACUGUAACGAAAGUGUAAGUGAGAAAAGCAGUGAAACCAAAAAAUGGACUUUUGAUCUUCGAUGGCGGUAGUGUGAUGUGAUAAUACGCUCACGAAGGAGCUAAAGCAGUAAGUGGAAACUUCAACAACAAAAAAAAGUGUCUGGAAAACAAGAGUGCAGGCUGGUCGGUGGAUUUCGCAGUUCAAAAACCAUUCACCGAAGUGAGCCAACAUGUAUCGACCGAAUUUUUACGAGUCAACGUGUUUACGGUGCAACGAGAUUGUCUACCAAGUGGACCGCGUGGGGCCCCUCAAGGAUUUUACCUUUUUCCAUUCCGGCUGUUUCAAGUGUAAAAAAUGCGGAACAAAACUCACGUUGAAAACGUACUACAACAACCAGCACAACCACGACGACAAAGAGGUGUACUGCUGCUCACAUGUGCCAAAGAGUGGUCCUGGACAUUUCGACCAAACAUCAGUUGGUAUUAGGCAAGCGCUAAAUGUACCUAAGAGCACAAACUACGUCAAUGAGCAAAUAAGAGGUCAUCGAAACGACAGCAUCGACGGCCAACAGCGGCAAGCCACUCCAAAUGGCUUCAAUGGCAUUCGCGAAGGUAACUCGCCACCGCAGAGUGAUCCAGAUUACAAAUAUGGCCGAUUCGAUGCCAGUGCCUUACACAUUGCCCACGCGCUCAAACAAACGGAAAUUCAAAAGGCGUACGAAAAAUCGCGGGAGAAACCGAUUGAUUAUUAUUUGGCUCGUGAGGAACAAGCCAAGUUGGAGAUGAAGCAUCGAAAAGAGGAAGAUGAUUUAUAUAGAAAAUUCGCAAGAAAACGUGAAGAGGAAGACAAACGAAUGCAAAGCGAAAUACAGGAUGAAUGGGAACGUGAACUUCAAAGAUUGGCGCACAAGUUUGAAAAGGAGAUGACGACCUCUAGGCGAACCCGCGAGGAUCAGAGCAUACUGACACUGAAGCAUGAGCAGCAAAAAGAAGAUUUAGAAAAGAAUAUGACGAUACGGAAAACAAAGAAGAAAGAAAGUCUCACGAGAAAGCUGCUGGAGCAUGAGCGAUCUGAAACGGCAGCUCUGGUAGAUCGGCAGUCAAGCGAAAUGUUGGAACUCAUUAGUGCGCGACGCAGCGAGUAUAUGCAAACUGAGAGUAUAUUCCUUGACGAUGAGUUUACCGAGGGAACAGUCACGUUAGAAUACCCCUUGGUAGCGCCAAAUCCCGCUCCACCAGCACUCAGCAAGUUCCAAAUAUACAAUGAUCCGAUUGAAUUCCAAGACGUAGAUCAGAUCGCCAUUACCGUAGCCCAAGAAGACCAGAAAACCUUCACGGACCUUGUGCGUCAAUUGGUGGGACGGUGUACCUCAGAUAUCGAGAAAGCGAGAACCAUAUUCCGAUGGAUUACAGUAAAAAAUCUGAACACAAUGACUUUUGAUGACGACCUGCGUGGAGACACUCCGAUGGGAUUACUUCGGGGCAUUAAGUUUGGAACAGAGAGCUAUCAUGUUCUUUUUAAACGAUUAUGCAGCUAUGCUGGACUCCAUUGUGUUGUCAUAAAAGGCUACUCAAAAAGUGCUGGUUAUCAACCAGGCGUCAAAUUCCAGGACUCAAGCCAUCCGAAAAACUCCAGAUUUAGAAAUUCAUGGAAUGCGGUAUACGUGGCAGGUGCAUGGCGUUUUGUCCAAUGCAAUUGGGGUGCUCGUCAUCUGGUAAAUGCAAAAGAAGCGCCAAAAAGCGGAAAGGGUAAAAAUGAUAGUCUACGGUAUGAGUAUGAUGACCAUUACUUCCUUACGGAUCCUCGAGAGUUCAUCUACGAGUUCUUUCCACUGCAAGAGGAUUGGCAACUACUCAAGCGUACGAUUACGCUAAAUGACUUUGAGAAUCUUCCUUUUGUGCGAUCACUCUUCUUCCGAUAUGGCCUUCACUUUGCGGAUGAAGGAUAUGGUGCUGUUGUGUAUACCGAUGACACAGGCGCAGCGACAGUCAGAAUAGCUAUGCCAUCCGACAUGCAGGGUUGCUUGAUAUUCCAUUAUAAUCUUAAGUUCUACGACAGCGAAGAAGAUUCUUACGAUGGAGUAUCACUGAAACGCUUUGUCAUGCAGUCCGUAAUAAGCAACAUAGUAGCAUUCCGAGUGCAUGCGCCCUGCUCUGGUGCAUUUUUAUUGGACAUCUUUGCGAAUGCUGUUACACCUCAAGAGUACCUGACCGGUGAACCGAUGAAGUUCAAAAGUGUAUGCAAGUUUAAGAUUUGCUGCGAGGAGUUACAGACUGUCAUGGUUCCACUUCCAGAUUGUGCCAGUGGAGAAUGGGGACCAACCAAGGCCACUAGGUUGUUCGGACUCGUACCAAUUACUCAUCAGGAACCGUUGAUUUUUGCUGGACGAGGGAUUGAGCUUCAGUUUCGAAUGUCACGUCCGUUGACGGACUUUAUGGCAACACUGCACAAAAACGGCAUUGAGGAGAAGAAGCUCUCCAAAUAUGUCCAGCACAACGUUGUGGGUGACACUAUCACCUUCAACAUCAGCUUUCCUCAAGAGGGCCAGUAUGGCUUAGAUAUCUACACGCGAGAAGUUGGGUCUAUCAACAAUAACAACAACAACUCAUCAAACGAGAAACAUCUGCUUACACAUUGUUGCAAAUAUUUGAUAAAUUCUUCGAAGAGAAACUAACAGCUGUUGCUGGAAAUUGCUGAUAAUCAAUUCUCGCUUCUGCAGAUAUACCUAUUGAACAGUAUCGUUAUGUUCGUUACAUCACUUUGUUAUUUGUUCUUGUAAAUAUAGUUUAUAAUAAUGUUCGCUUCAAGAUGAAUCUAUUUUAAUGUAAUGUUUAAUGAGAAUUAUAUUUAUUUUUACAAGUAAAUAGCUUAUCAUGCCCAGCACUAAUAUAGAAACAAAAACACACUGAUGUAAAUAAACUGCAAGACGAAUGGAUAUUUCUCUAUCGAAUAAACUGUACAUUUCUGAACUCA
Molecule: messenger RNA, 3696 nt
Organism: Aedes albopictus (Asian tiger mosquito)
Lineage: Eukaryota; Metazoa; Arthropoda; Insecta; Diptera; Culicidae
Gene: Hil
Product: hillarin
Exons: 12
Coding region: 953-3397 (814 amino acids)
Source: RefSeq, a predicted model, not a curated record